ACCACUGUUGGUUAUGCAGGUCCUUAUUGCAAUCGCAUCAGCGAUCCUGCUUGGCGUGGAUGACGAGCGGGCACUGCUCCCACUAUCGCCGAAACCGUCUUCAUCAAGAGAAAUUGGAUGGGCCACGGCGACAACCAAGUUCAACAGCGGAUUGCCAGUUAUCACCGGCUUACAUCACCGUUUGGAUGAGGCGCUCGUCAACGACGAACUACCAGUCUCUGCUGAGCAUCAAGGACCACGUGACAUCAACCAAACCUACUUAAACGCGCAGCACUUUGGCUUCGUGGGAUUUGGAGCCGGCACGCUGGCUGACAUGCAGCUAACACCACUGUUGGUUAUGCAGGUUAGUACUUACUAUCCAAUGCAAGUGCAUGGUCCGCUAUGUGCGUUGCCGGCUCCUCCCAUGAUAAGUGCUACUGCGCACCCUCGCAGACGAAUGUGCGCGCGAUUGUCUUGUCGAAAUUUCCGCCUCUUUGUUAAUCGAGUGUUGUACUUGAUUCUUCUUUUGUUGCUAUCGGGCGACGUCGAGCUUAAUCCUGGACCUCUCACCGAAGCAGCAAUGGAGGUACUGAAAAGUUUACAGACUGGUCAGGCAGCAAUCAUGAGCAAACUAGAUACCAUCGAUACCAGGUUAGCGAAGCACGAGGCUAUGCUGGCGGAAGUAAACAGUAGGCUUGGCGUAACAGAGGAACGGGUUGAAACGGUAAAUAAAUUACUGUCGGAUCAAGCAAGUGCAACAAGAUCGCUUGAACAACAAGUAUCUGCCGUGCGAAACAAAAACGUCGAUCUUGAAAACAGAAGUCGCAGGCUUAAUCUUAUCUUCUAUGGAAUAGAUGACGGAAACCAUUCUGAAACGUGGAUUCAGUCAGAAAACUUGGUUAAAAGUAUUUGCAAAGCUAACCUGGGGAUCGAACUGAACUCGAUACAAAGGGCCCACCGUGUGGGUCAUUACAGCGUUAGGUUCAAAAGGCCAGUCUUAGUGAAUUUUUCUUCAUAUAAGGAAAAACAGGACGUCCUGUCAAAUGCUCAUAAGUUCAAGGGAUCACCCUACAGUGUGGAUCAGGAUUAUUCAUCCGAGACCCGACAAAUACGCAAGCAUCUGUGGGAAUACGCAAAAGUUAAAAAAAGCGGACAGCAAUAACAAGGUAAAGCGAAACUUCGACAAACUCAUUAUUAACGGAAAAACCUUCACGUGGGACAGAGAAAAAAAACGAAGUUGUUCCAUUCAGGAAACAAUGAUGCAGUAGAAAGGAAACGAAACAAGUAUGCCGUGACCUCGUUGCUGUUGUAGUAAACUGUAGGAGUAUAAUAAACAAAGUCGAUGAAUUCGCU
This is a messenger RNA of Dermacentor silvarum, 1332 nucleotides long. RefSeq lists its product as uncharacterized. The transcript is spliced from 2 exons. NCBI's taxonomy places the organism in Eukaryota, Metazoa, Arthropoda, Arachnida, Ixodida, Ixodidae. Bases 14 to 1141 code for a protein of 375 amino acids. The record is from RefSeq and is a predicted model, not a curated record.